Molecule: messenger RNA, 1021 nt
Organism: Spathaspora passalidarum NRRL Y-27907
Lineage: Eukaryota; Fungi; Ascomycota; Pichiomycetes; Serinales; Debaryomycetaceae
Exons: 1
Coding region: 30-953 (307 amino acids)
Cellular component (GO): COP9 signalosome
Molecular function (GO): metallopeptidase activity; protein binding
Source: RefSeq, a predicted model, not a curated record
AAAGAAUACAUUAUUCCACCAUUGGUACCAUGACUUCUACCAUAUUAAUCCAAUUGCACCCAGUUGUGCUUUUCAAUAUAUCAGAUAUCAUAUCGAGAGAAAAUAACUCGCCAGUAGGAGUUUUAUUGGGUCAUGCUGAAGGCGAAAAUUUAGUAGUUAAAAGUUCAUUUGAAAUCGUUCAAGAUUAUGAUGCUGUGGAUCUCGAAUACUUAUACAAGAGAUUCAAUCAAUUCAAGGUGGUAUUUCCUCAAUGUAAAGUAAUAGGAAUAUACCAAAUUUUAGCAGAGGAUGAAGGAUCUAAUGACUUAGUUGCAGAUGCUUUUACCAUUUCAGUUGUACAACAAAUUCAACAGUUUGUGUCUGCUUAUGAAAUACCAACUGAUGGUCCCUUAUUUUACACCAUAUUUGACAAAAGUAACUUGAAGCACUAUCAGCAUGGAACUUCAAAACUAUUCAAGUCUUACACAUUUGAAACCUCACAGCCAUUAAGAACAAUUAUUUCAACCACGGAUACUGAGAGCAUUGCCGCCUCAACAAUUCAAAAGAAUAAAAACUAUUUUGCAAAUUCCAAGGAGAAAGAGUCAAGAAUCCCCCAGAAUAUUCCUGUUGCUAAACACACAGCAGAACUUACAACCUCAUUGAACCAAUUGCAAGAAAGAGUAGUAAAAAUCCUUACAUAUUUGGAACAAGAACGGGGUCUUCCCGAGACUAGAGAAGCCCGACAAGAAAAGAUAAAUAUCGAGAACAUGAUUGUACAUUUAUCCAACAAGUUAACUUCAUUCAAGCAAACUUCGCAAUCUGGUUCUGACGCCAUUACAUUGACAAAACUUCAAGCUUCAAAUUUGGCACUUCUUACAAAACAGCUAACUUUAUUGGAACAACAAAAAGUCGCUACAACAAAAUCGAUAUUAAGCAAUGACCUACAUCAUCAAGGCUUAAAUAGAUUUGGAUAAUUAUAUAUAGUUUUAACAGAGGUUAACUGGUUAUACAUUUAUCUGUAAUGAAGAGACGCUCAGAAACG